This is a messenger RNA of Haliotis rubra (blacklip abalone), 3672 nucleotides long. Its product is annotated as TALPID3 protein-like. Gene Ontology annotation, biological process: smoothened signaling pathway. The record is from RefSeq and is a predicted model, not a curated record. Lineage: Eukaryota; Metazoa; Mollusca; Gastropoda; Lepetellida; Haliotidae. Gene Ontology annotation, cellular component: centriole; ciliary basal body.
CCCAAACAAAAUCAGUGUCCAAGUCAUCCAUCCAUCCACAGGCUGGUGCUGUUUCUGCUCCAAGACAGUAUUACUUCAGCCCUGACACUGGAUACAUACCCUGGCUGUCGGUGAUGCAUCUCUGGUUCCUGGUCAACUGGUUCCAAUGGCCAUACCGCUACAGAAACCCAGGCUCGAACCCGGACUGAGAAUGCCACAACCUGGACCUUCUUCAGCCUCGACCUUUGUGCCGCCUCCUGUGAAACCACUGGUAACUGCAGGCACUAAUGUCGCUAUGGUGACCAUCCCCACAGAGGAAGUUGAACCUGAGAGGUCCCCAGAACUAAGCAAGCAGGUGCUUCCUCCUGUUGACAUUGACAGCAUGUCGGAGACGUCUGCUCAACGCGAAGUGUAUAUUCAGUCUCCUCAGUCGCCCAGGAGAUCCCAGUUUGACACUUCAUAUCACUACCGACAACAGAGGAGUGAAGACGAGGAGGAUGAAGAGGAGGAGGAGGAAGAUUUCGACCAGUCUGGGGUCGGUAUAGCUCUACCAGGACACCAGCCUCCACCUGAGCCGGAGCCAUAUGGGCCAGAGUUCCCUCCCCCUGUGGCCAGACUACCCCAGUCCAUGAAGCUGGAGUCUCAGAUCACCUCCGACAUGCUGGCGGAGGACCUGAGACAGAGAGACUUGAUGCAGAACAAGGCCGUGCAGUGGAUUGAGCAGGAGUUGAUGGCGAGAGUUCUUACGGAAGUAUAUCCACUGCGACCUGCCGACCCCAUCCCUCAUGAACCAGCGCCAUCUGUCCACACCGAUGAGAGUGUGGAUGACGAGUCUUUACUGGUGAUGGACACCAUCGGUCAGACUGGCCUGAAGCUGUUUGUGGAUGCUGGUCAGCCGGUAGACAACCAUCUGGUCAAUGCCCUGGUACGUGAGGUCCUCUCCGAGCAGCUGACCGUCAUGCUGGGACAGCGCAGUCAAGAAGAUGGACUGACGGCGAGGGACGGUGAAAGAAGGAGGCAGGACGGUGCGGAGGAAGACAUGGCACGUGUAGAGGAUGAAGAAGAUUACAGUCAGCAGUUCCAGGAAUCACCUCGUCAAGGUCGUAUUAGAACACCACAGCCUACUCCAAAGACAAGCCCUGUGAUGUCGCCAAUGAGAGUUAUCUCCCCUCCUGUAACGCCAACUGGCUCUCCAGUAGAUGAUACAAGAAUGUUCCGUGAGAGUGAGCGACGACAUUUUGUGUCUCCACCACCACCACCACCUCAAGUGAUACCUGUCACGCCAGUGGUACCGCUUACAGAGCCCGAAUCUGAACCAGAAACUUCAGUAUCGCUAGACAUCAGUGAAGAGCUGCGUCAACUGAGAGCCAUCAGGGAGUCAGAAGAUGCAAGUUUCUUUCCAGACUCAAGGCAUGAUGUGGCCACGCCCAUCACUACCCCUCCCCCAGAACUACCCCAUGACGAGCCAGUCUCACCUCCCCCACCUUCCCCACCACCUCCACCACAGAUGGUAACUGUAGCAACCUCACCACCACCUCAAGCCCAGGUCCAACCAACACCUGAGGUACCGGCAGAGGUGACCCCGCCCCUCCCAGAAGAAACUCCAGACCAUGGCCCACCCUCCACCCAGGCUGACCAGAACAAGCCCAUGGAGACAACUUGGCGGAGAUCCCUGAAGACCCAGCAGAACGUCUGUUACGUUCACUCAGCGACAGAGACCUCUCUUCUGCAAGCCGCUCUCCAAAGCGCCAUCGCUCACCGAGUCCCCAGCGUCGUUCACCCAGCCCACAGCGCCAUCGGUCAGAGUCCAGGGAUGUCAGACUUCAGUUCAUCGCCGGUAACCAGCAUGACGGAGACCAUCAACGAGACGGUGUCGGAAGGGCAGUGGCUACUAAGUCGUAGUGAGGGACAAGCUGCACCCUUCCCAUAUGAAGAAAUGACCCGCCCGCGAGGUUCGAGACGUGCCGAUGUUAGCACUGCCAGCACACUGCGUGACACAGAUGACCUCGACCUGGACGAUACUGAGGUGUCUAAGAGUGAGGGUGAGUUCCUGUACCGUUCUGUGGCGGCGCCGGACCGGGACCCUGUCCUGCAGUACGUAAUGAGUCUCCAGCAGCAGCCGGCGCUGCCAGCCUACCCUGGAUUCAACUACGGUCAGUACGACAUGCCUCAAGGUCGUGCACAGAAUCUCCUCAACACCACCGGCAAGAGUCUAGGGGAGAUAAGUGUAGGCCAGGUGGCGCCACACAGGGUCACCUAUAUCCGUGCCAGCAAUGACAUGGAGGAGGAGGAGGAAGUAGAAGAUGGCUACAGAGGAGCGGUACAGGCAAGCCCCACUAAGGACGGCAGCCCUGUCAAGGACACCACAAUGAGAGUGGAAGACCUGAAAGAGAGCCGUAGUCAACAGAGGACAACAUCACCCACAUCUCGGUCCCCUCCUCGUAGGACGGACAGUGGUCCCGUGUCUGCCAUGCCUCGCAGCAGAUCUCCCACACAGAGAGCAAAAGCACGGAAGCCACCUCAGGCAACUCGGUUCUCAGACCCACUGGAGAUGACGGAGCCUCCCAGGGCCAGUUCAAAGAUCAUCUCUGUCAGGACAAGCUCCGAGGAGUUCCGGGAGUCUUUGGACAUGGAUCAGAUGAUGAACGGUACUCAGACCAUGAGUGAACAGGGUACACGAACCCUCACCCCUGACCAGAUGAACACUGACCACUACAUGCAGUCUGGGUACCUCUCACAGACCUUCAGCCAAUCUGAUGGCGGCAUGGGGUCAGGAAGAUUGACAGGCACUCUUGGCCAAUCGGACGGCAUGGGAUCGGGCAGACUGACUGGUACAUUCAGCCAAUCGGGCAGAGAACGGCCCCCGAGCCUGGGGUCAAUGCGGGCUUCCAGUGAAGUUACCGGUAGUCGUUCUGGAGGGAUAAGUCCAGACCGUCUAAAUUCUUCUGGUCGGUCACUUGGCCUCACAUACUCGUUUGAGAGUGAGGUUGGGGACUCCAUCAGUGAAUUUGAACUGCGGCGAUUGGCUAGUUCCGGCCCGAUCAAAAUGUCUGUGAAGAUGCCAUCUACAGGGCAUGCAGACGACAGUGAAGAUUUGUCAGAGAUUGACAUCACAGACAACAUGUAGUGACACCAUGUAGUGAAAUAGCUAUAAUUUAUUUUCGUUCCAUAUGCUACAUAUCAGUUCUAGGUCACACCCUGUUCAAGUAUGCAACAUUUCCACAUAUUAUGAGUUUGACAUAUGUUGUUAUAUUUACAUGUUAGGCUAAGAUUCAGUUACAAAUUGUAAUGAACUUUUUCCAGGUUUUUUCGUGUAAAUCAUGAUAAUGGUGUGGAAGUCCUAUCACAAUUGUAGUAUUUGUAGAAUGUUCACUAAUAUAAUUUAGCAGUAUAGCCUUUUAAUCGAUCAGGUCUUUGAUACUAGGUGUAUAGAUCUGCCAUUCUGAAUAAAUAACUAUGUAUAUUUUUCCAACUUUGGUACAAAAUAUUUCAUGUUAAAUUCCGUCCGUUUGAAUCAAUUUUUUAUACUCAUAAUUACAGUGUGCAUAAUUAGAAUGUGAAUACUGAUGUGUAUUGUAUAAACACUGGGAGACUCACUGGGACACUGACCUACUCAAGGUCAGUCCGUGCUAUCUCACUCCAGCCCAUUCUGUGAUAAGCUUACAUUCCUUGUAAUAAACACAUGAGAUUGAA